UUUAAUAGUGUUCCAUUAUGCAUAUUGUAAUGUAACAUAACUGCUGGGUGUUCUGUUCUAAAUGUUUGUAUGUAUCUGUGUUUAUUUAUUAUAGAUUGGGUGUGAGUUAUGCCGUAAAUGAGAAUAACGGUAGCUUCAUCAGCACUCUGAAUAUGGCACUUUACAGCGAUGAAAGCUACACCAAUCCCCUAGUUGUUCCAACUUCGGGGAUAACCCUGAAGACCAGGAUUUUUGUGAUGGUUAGGGCGACAAAUUUAACAGAAAGGUUUAAUGUGCUACUCGACCGAUGUUUUGCAACUACCACUGACUCGCCCACAAACAACACCUUUUAUGAUCUUUUCGUAGGAUGUAUCAAGGAUGGACAAACAGUGGUGGGCUCGAACGGGUUUGAGCAGACAGCAUUAUUCUCCUUCGAGGCAUUCAGAUUUGUGGAACACAAUAAUGAUACUGUCUCCAGGUUCUUCCUCCACUGUGUCACCCGGCUUUGUGAGGUGGAAAACUGCCCCAAUUUAAUGCCUAACUGUGACGAAGAACCAAGGAGUGAUACCAGGUCAGGGGGAGAUACCACCGACGACCCGCCACAGGAUUCCGUUGACGAACUGCCGCCAGCGGUAGUCAGCUCUCCCGUUAUUCUGGUGUCGCAGUUUACCAAGUCCUCAGCUCCUCGGGCGCAGAUCAAUGCAAUGAGAAGCACCGCGAUUGGAUUAGGGAUUGCUUUUAGUGUCCUCACUCUUCUCGCGGUGUCCGUCUUCCUGAUCCUCAGGAGAAGGAAGAAUAAGAAAUAGACGCUUUCGUCUGUUUCAACCGUUCCCCUUUCUGUACUCUUUCUGUAUCGCUCUCAUAUAACUGAUGUAUCUUUCCAUCCCUAAUAUCAUACAGCUAGGAAAACAGUGACCACAGAGAGAAAAGGAGAUUUAUAUGAUUUUAUUAAAUAUUUUGUUGUUGUACUAUACAGAUGUAGGCCGUUUUGGAGGCAUACCGGAAAACAAUCAUUAACAUACAAAUAUAGUACAUAAAUCCGAUGUAUAGUGUGAGAAAAAUGGUCUAUAUUUUUUAUUAUUGAGGUUUUAAAAUGCAUUGAUGGGGAUUCAA
Molecule: messenger RNA, 1092 nt
Organism: Gadus chalcogrammus (walleye pollock)
Lineage: Eukaryota; Metazoa; Chordata; Actinopteri; Gadiformes; Gadidae
Product: zona pellucida-like domain-containing protein 1
Exons: 6
Coding region: 153-785 (210 amino acids)
Cellular component (GO): cell surface
Source: RefSeq, a predicted model, not a curated record